AUGUGGAAUUCUAGAUCAAGAGAGUGGAUGUACAACCGGAUUGAUCCAAGGAUAAACAAUAUCUCGAGAGAAUAUUCGGCGGGUGUUGAUGAGUUUAUCGAAUUUGCUUGUUCUCAGCUGCCAAUGGCCAAAAGAGGUAAAGGUAAAAUCCCGUGCCCUUGCAUAAUUUGUCAGAACGAGAAGUCUUUGAAAGCAGAAAUUGUUUCGACGCAUCUGCAUGGUAGAGGAUUUAUGCCACAUUAUUUUGUUUGGUCUGAACAUGGUGAAGAUUAUGAUGUUACUGGGGCAGGAACAAGUAGUCAUUAUGAUACUGCAGAUUAUGCUAGCGGUAGUCAAUCAGUAGAGCAUGAUAUAGGGAAUGUAUAUGCUGGGAUGGUGAAUGAUGCAUUUCAGGGUUCGACGACAUUUAAUGCAACUGAUGGAAGUGGAUAUUAUGUUCAGGAAGAACCGACUCAUGAGGCAAAAAAGUUUUAUGAUAUGUUAGAUGCUGCGAAUACUCCUAUUUAUGAAGGCUGUCGUGAAGGUCAAUCGAAAUUAUCAUUGGCUUCUCGAUUCAUGAAUUUGAAAGUAGACCAUAACAUGUCUGAAAGUUGCGUGGAUGGAUGGGCUGAGUUGUUCAGGGAGUAUUUACCAGAGGAUAAUCAAGCAACUGGUUCAUAUUACGAGACAGAAUCUUUGAUGCGAAAGUUAGGUUUGCCGUACUAUACAUAUGAUGUAUGUAUAGACAAUUGUAUGCUGUAUUGGAAAGCAGACGAGAAUUUGGAGCAUUGUAAGUUCUGUGCAAAACCAAGAUACAAGACUAGUGAUGGACGAACUAGAAUACCAUUCAGCCGUAUGUGGUAUUUACCUAUUGGUGACAGAUUGAAGAGGCUGUAUCAAUCACAGAAAACUGCAGCAGCGAUGAGAUGGCAUGCUGAGCAUGAGUCACAAGAUGGAGUAAUGUGCCAUCCAUCUGAUGCAGCAGAGUGGAAGAAUUUCCAAAAGCUGCAUCCUUCAUUUGCAGAAGAAAAGAGAAACGUUUAUCUUGGAUUAUGUACAGACGGAUUUAAUCCUUUUGGGAUGUCGAAAAAUCAUUCGCUGUGGCCCGUCAUCAUCACACCAUACAACUUGCCUCCAGACAUGUGCAUGAGAAGUGAGUAUCUGUUUCUUACGAUACUAAAUUCUGGACCAAAUCAUCCGCGAGCAGGUAUUGAUGUUUUUCUCCAACCACUAAUCGAGGAGUUAAAGGAAUUGUGGAGUAAUGGAGUGGAAGCGUAUGACAUUUCAUUAGAUCAGAAUUUUAACCUUAGAGCUGCUCUUUUAUGGACAAUCAGUGAUUUUCCUGCAUAUGGUAUGUUGUCGGGAUGGACUACACAUGGAAGAAUAUCGUGUCCGAUUUGCAUGGAUGAUACAAAGGCAUUUCAGUUGCCGGCUGGUAGAAAGACAUGUUGGUUUGACUGCCAUAGAAGAUUUCUUCCUGCAGGGCAUCCACUACGAAAAAAUAAAAAAGAUUUCCUGAAAGGUAAGCAUGCUUUAAACGACAAUCCACCUCAAUCUUUGACUGGUGAGCAAGUUCUGUAUGAGCGUAUACGGCAUGUGCGACCUCCUAAAACUUCUGAAGUUGGUGGAAAUGGUCAUGAAGUCAAGGUUGACGGCUAUGGUACAUGGCAUAAUUGGCAUAAGGAAAGUAUACUUUGGGAGUUAUCAUAUUGGCCGGAUUUGACGCUACGACACAAUCUUGACAUGAUGCAUAUCGAGAAGAAUGUCCAUGAUAACAUCAUGUAUACUGUUAUGAAUGUUAAAGAUAGAUCAAAAGACAAUGUGAGGUCAAGAGUAGAUAUUGCACGAUUUUGUGAUCGGCCCAAAUUGCAUGUGGAUGAUCGAGGAAAAGCUCCAUUUCCUAUUUGGAGAUUGACGGCCAAAGCGAAACAAUGUUUACUAGAAUGGGUGAAAACGAUGUUAGAUUCCCUGACGGAUAUGUAG
This is a messenger RNA of Camelina sativa (false flax), 1962 nucleotides long. The record is from RefSeq and is a predicted model, not a curated record. NCBI's taxonomy places the organism in Eukaryota, Viridiplantae, Streptophyta, Magnoliopsida, Brassicales, Brassicaceae.